Messenger RNA from Blastocystis hominis, 960 nucleotides. RefSeq lists its product as hypothetical. The record is from RefSeq and is a predicted model, not a curated record. The transcript has a single exon. Lineage: Eukaryota; Bigyra; Opalinata; Blastocystidae. Bases 1 to 960 code for a protein of 319 amino acids.
AUGAAACCAAAUGGCUGGAUUUCACUCAUAUUGAGUAAUAGAGAAUGUAUAGUAUUGCAAUUCGAUAAUGGAGUAUUCAUGAAUCAAGGAUUUGUACUCAAUGAGCAGAAAGUGUUGAAAGUGUUUGGAAAUCAUCAAAUUGGUGCUAUUUCAUAUAAUGAAGAACAAUCCAUAGAAGUAGUAGAAAAAGGAAUCGUGGAUUUGGAUCAUGGAAGUCGAUUUGAAGGAUUGGUAUUGACAGAAAACAAGUUGGGAAUUCCAUUUGGAUAUGGUGAAAUGUAUGAUGAUGAUGGAUUCUUGUUGUACAAGGGCAUAAUGAUCAAUUGGAAACGAUUUGGAUAUGGAACGAGUUAUCAUAAUAAUGGAUGUAUUGAAUAUGAAGGAUAUUGGUGUGAUGAUAAUCGAUUUGGAAUUGGAAAAGUAUAUGAUCGAUAUGGUAAAUUAGUGAAUAAAUGUGAAUGGUGUAAUGGAAUUGAAUGUGAUAUUGAUUAUGAAGGCGAUGGAAGCAAACCACUGAAUAUUGGAAUGAAACAUUUGAAACUGAAUGACAAUUGUAUAUUGGUUGAUUGGGAUGUUUCAUUGUUGUAUAAUUUGGAAUCAAUCGAAAUCGGCGAUGAUUGUUUUGGAUCAGUGAAAACAUUUAAAAUCGAUGGAUUGAAUCGAUUGAAAACUAUCAAAAUCGGAAACAAUUCAUUUACUCAACUGAAAAGUACUGAAAAGUGGGACUGGAGAAAGGCAGACCAAUUGAAAUCAUUCCACAUAUUGAAUUGUGAAUCAUUGGAAUCGAUUCAAAUAGGUGAAUGGAGUUUCAGUGAUUUUGCUGGAGACUUUGAAUUGAAGAAUCUACCACAAUUACAAUCCAUUCAAAUUGGUACCAUUGGGACAAUUAGAAGUUGGUCAUACAAUUUCUGUUAUAGUUCAUUUGUGAUUCGAGGUAUUGAUAUGAUAUCGAAUAUUUGA